Geodia barretti is the source of this 1068-nucleotide messenger RNA. Lineage: Eukaryota; Metazoa; Porifera; Demospongiae; Tetractinellida; Geodiidae. The record is from the annotation of a GenBank genome assembly.
UUGCGUCGCGCGUCACGGCUGGCGUUGGAUACCGAGCGGAACGGCCGGUUCGCAUACCGUGAACGGAUCUGCCUGAUACAGAUUUCCGACGGGAGCGGGACGUACCUGUUGGACCCGUUGUCGGUGAAGGGAUUGGACGCCCUUGGUGAGGUGCUGGCGGACGAGGCGGUGGAAAAAGUGAUACAUGGUUCCGAAGAGGAUGUGCGCUACUUCGACCGUGACUUCGGGUUUGAGGUGAACAACCUGUUCGACACCGGGUUGGCGGCGCGAUUCCUUGGGGUAACACGUCCAAACCUGGGCGCGGUGCUGGAAGAGUUUUGCGGAGUCGGUAUCGCCAAGGACCCCAAGCUUCAGGUGUCGCAUUGGGGAUUGCGGCCGCUAUCGGGUCCGGCGCUGGAUUACGCGGCCAGCGACGUGCACCACCUGCUGCCGCUGGCGGACGAGCUGGGGUACCGGCUGGAGAAACUAGGGCGCGUCGAGUGGGUGCAGGAAGAGUGCGCGCGAAUCGAGGCGUUGCGACAUCCUCCGGAAGAACCGCUGGAGACGGCGUUCCGCCGGAUCAGAGGAUGGGAAGGAUUGAACCCUCGUGAAGCGGCGGUGUUGCAGGAACUGUACGCGUUCCGGGACGGGAAGGCCUGCGCCUGGGAUGUUCCGCCGACACAAGCGGCGAGCAACGGCGAUCUGCUGGAACUGGCGCAGUGCAACGGCAGUCCGCCCCGGAGGAUCGGCGGAAUGCUGGCUACCCGUUGCUUCGGGGAGUUGGCGGAAGCGAUUGAACGAGGAAUGACCGGGCCCGAAGCGCCGAGACCACCAAGGUCGGACCGGGGCGCAGAUCCGUGGGGACCGGAGAGCAGGGAACGGCUGAAGUCGCUCAAACAGUGGCGCGCGGGAUGGAGCCACGGGCUCGACCUCGCGGUUAGCCACAUCUGGCCGACUCCGAGCUUGGAGCGGAUCGCGUUGCGGCCGGAGCGGCUGGAUUAUGAAUUGGCCGGCGGCGACGGGGAGGUGCGGGAGUGGCAGCGGAAAGAGUUUGGGGAAGAGUUAGAAAGGUUGGUGACCCAGACGUAA